Molecule: messenger RNA, 2904 nt
Organism: Numida meleagris (helmeted guineafowl)
Lineage: Eukaryota; Metazoa; Chordata; Aves; Galliformes; Numididae
Gene: RIT1
Product: Ras like without CAAX 1
Exons: 5
Coding region: 316-855 (179 amino acids)
Biological process (GO): Ras protein signal transduction
Cellular component (GO): plasma membrane
Molecular function (GO): GTP binding; calmodulin binding; GDP binding
Source: RefSeq, a predicted model, not a curated record
GCGGCGUCGGCAAGAGCGCCAUGACGAUGCAGUUCAUCAGCCACCGCUUUCCCGAGGACCACGACCCGACCAUCGGCCUGGUUUGCCUACAAUGGGCAAGACUUGCACCUCAGCGAGGUUGUAGUGCAUGAGAAGAACUGUGCAGAGCAGCACGAUUUCAGCAGCCAGCUGGGAGGACGCUGGGUCACCCCAAAGCGAUCGGGUUUCCAUUUGUUGCUGGAUGAAGGUCUGGCUGAUGUAGUGUUGCGGUGUGACCAGAUCAGGGUCUUCCUGUGUAAUGUUCUCUUUGCGUGUCGAUGACUAACGAGUAUUGCAAUGGCAUUCCCGCUUUGUUCUCCCCGAUCUGCUGUGAAUUCAGAGGAUGCUUAUAAGAUACGGAUACGCAUCGACGACGAACCUGCCAACCUGGAUAUCCUGGACACAGCGGGACAGGCAGAGUUCACGGCCAUGAGGGACCAGUACAUGAGGGCCGGUGAGGGAUUUAUCAUCUGCUACUCAAUCACAGAUCGACGCAGCUUCCACGAAGUGCGCGAGUUCAAGCAGCUGAUCUAUCGUGUUCGGCGCACCGACGACACUCCCGUGGUCCUGGUGGGGAACAAAUCCGACCUGACGCAGCUGCGGCAGGUCUCCAAAGAAGAAGGCUCCGCUUUAGCACGAGAAUUCAACUGCCCUUUCUUUGAAACCUCCGCUGCGUACCGUUACUACAUUGACGACGUGUUUCACGCGCUCGUGCGAGAAAUCCGCAGGAAAGAAAAAGAAGCGGUGAUGGCAAUGGAAAAAAAAUCCAAACCCAAAAGCAGCGUGUGGAAAAGACUGAAGUCCCCGUUCAGGAGGAAGAAGGAUUCGGUCACUUGAAGAGAAGGAGAUCCUCUGCAGGAGAAAACCUGUGAGCAGCCACUUGGAACCAAAGCGGUUUAAUGCCAACACUGCAGCAGUAGGUUUAAAGACUGAUGGGACUUCUGCGAGGGAGCGCGUCGCUCUUACCCGUAAUUUUUGUUUAAAACGGUAUUCUCUUAGUUCUGGAUGUUUAACUUGAGACGCAGUAACGAUUUGACUUCUGUUUGUCGUCAUUUUUAGACCGGAUUCGCAAUUACUGCUUGUGUGUCGGUUACAGAUGCUGGUCGGUUUGUGACACUGCACUUUUGAACGUUUGUCUCUGGUCACUGCAUACUGGAAGUUGAGUUGUUCGAAGAGGAAAAAAAUUGCUGAGCUUCUACCCAGCUUAACUUAAUCCAUUCUUUUUCCCAGUUGUUUGCACAGCGAAAUGUUGCUGCUGUCCGGAGCAGUCACUCACAUCAGCAGAGGAGGAUUUUGCCCAGGUUGUGCUGGAACGCAGUCAGCAAAGCGUACAACGUUGCAGCCCAGGCUGCGUGCGAAUGGCAACGAGGGGAGAUGAGCGCUUUGCUCUCGUGGAAAAGAAUUUUCCUAGCAAAAAGUUCAUGUGCAUUAGGGAGCAGUUACCCCGCAGUGCGGUAGCUGGGAGCCUCAGCAAGUCAGAAACAGCAAAUUAUUGUUCCUCUGGCAGCUAUAACUUGGCAGCAGCGCGUGGAUAUGUAGCGUUCUCCCUGCAUUCACCACGUUGUCGCAGUGUGGGGUGGCUUGAUGCUGUGGACGCUCUGGAAACUACAGCUUUGAACUUUCUGACUUGUUUGAAAUCGUGGCUGUGAUGGUGCAGUGGCAUAUUUAUUUACAUUCAGUUUUAUAUCGUUGUCUUAAAGGAGACAGUAUUAUUAUCGAGUAGGAGUCUCUAACGUAGUCAUUUCAGAUUAAUCUAUGAUAACUGCUUUGUAAAGAAAAUGACUGAAAGUGAAGCAUCGGGGCCCAGCCAGAACCGGACCUGAUGCUGGUGAGGUUCUUCUGGUGCUGCCUUGAAGGUGGAGCUGCUGAUGCAGCAGAAGGGAGCAGGGAGCGGGGCACUGCUGGGCGCUCCCACCCGACCUUCAGCACAACCAUCCUGCUUUGGGGAUGAUUUAACGUGCACAUUGCUUAUAGGAUUUAAAUCCAGAGCCGACGUCGCAGUCCGUAAAGCUCUCUGGAGAGAUAGAUGUCUGGGGUUAUUUUUUAAUACAGAAAAUCGUAGGUGACUCAGGUGGCUUUAAAAGGCCUUUCUCAGAGAACUGAGUGCCUCGAGUCUUUGAGUUUAAGGAUGAGAGAGCUUAGCAGGCAGCGCAGCAUUACUCAAGUGCUUCUCUCAAUCUUUGAUCCUCCGCGUCAGCAGCUGUGAAUCUUAGCGACCAAAAGAGCUUGUAGUGCCACUCAGUGUGCUGCACGUGGGCCGUCAGAACUGAAAAUGAAGUAGUUGGAACGGAUGUGUAAAAGGAUCUGGCACAAAAAGAGGAGAUAACGAAUAUACAGACCUUCAUGCUUUCUAGGCUGCUUACUGUGUAAGAUACCACUGGAACUUCCGUGCCUGGUGCUUUUAAGGGUGUUUCCUUUGUUUCAGCCCUGUUAGUCGCUCCUUGUUGGAUUAAAUGCCAUCUAAAACCGAUAGAGAAAAGCCCAGGGACAGCAGUGGGCAGAGAGCGCGAGGAGCGGCGCCGACGAAUCCGCAGCUCCAGAAGCAGCCCUGGUUCCCUUGGGUAACGAUGACUUCGCGGCUCAGGCAGCUCAGGUGCUGGGAGCUGCCCAGCACCAGUUCUCCCCAUCACCUGUCUGUACCUGUAACUGAUGUCUGUGCCUUACACGAUCCCUUCAAUGCAACGUACGUGUUUACUAAUGCCUUUUAUGAGCCUGUUGCUUCUAGAAUUACUAAAUCAGAACAGCAGCGAGCACUUUUUUUUUUUUUAAACAGUGUUAUUCAAAAAAAAAAAAAAACCAACGAAAAAAAGGUUUUAUUUUUGUCAUGUAUGAAUUUGUACACGGGAUGAUUGUUUUCAUUGACGCAAUAUAGAGUUUUUAAUACGA